This is a messenger RNA of Caenorhabditis elegans, 90 nucleotides long. RefSeq lists its product as uncharacterized. The coding region runs from base 1 to 90 and encodes 29 amino acids. Lineage: Eukaryota; Metazoa; Nematoda; Chromadorea; Rhabditida; Rhabditidae. The transcript has a single exon. The record is from RefSeq and is marked reviewed.
AUGUUUCGUCUCCACAAGAUCGCCUCCUGCUCCUCUUUUAACACUCUUCCUCAUUACAUUUCUUCUUCUUCUUCUCCACAGGCACGGUAG